Molecule: messenger RNA, 1067 nt
Organism: Lacerta agilis (Sand lizard)
Lineage: Eukaryota; Metazoa; Chordata; Lepidosauria; Squamata; Lacertidae
Exons: 2
Coding region: 1-915 (304 amino acids)
Molecular function (GO): serine hydrolase activity
Source: RefSeq, a predicted model, not a curated record
AUGCCUCCCACGGGAACCGAGGGCCCCCCUCACAUCAGCCCCGAAGGCGUCUCGCCGGAGGACCCGUCUGCAGGCAGCCCGGAAGCGAGCCAUGCUUCCCUGCCACCUAGCACGGCCGUGACGCCCGUCUCGCGCAAUAUCUGCCUGUACCGGCCUGUGGGCACCUUCGCCGACUCGCAGCCCCUCGUCCUGCUGCUGCCCUGGUUUGGCGCCCGGCCCGGCGCCCUGGCCAAGUACCUCUCCCUCUACCUGGGCCGCGGCUGGGCCGUGCUGGUGGCCGAGAGCAGCCUGGGCCACUUCCUGUGGCCGCGGUGGGGCCUGGCGUACGCGGAGCAGCUGCUGGGGCUCCUCGGGGAGGGCAAGGCCCUGGGCACCCAGCCCCUCCUCAUCCACGCCUUCUCCAUCGGAGGGUACACCUUCGCCCAGAUGAUGGUGCACCUCGCCAGACACCCCGAGCGGCACGCCGGCGUCGGAGAGAGGAUUUGCGGCUGCGUCUACGACAGCCUGGUCGCAGGGAGCCUGGAGAAUAUGGCGCAGGGUGUGGCCAGGAUGACCAGCUCCUCGGCGGCCGUCCAGCCUCUCCUCCGCGGAGGCGCCCUGCUGUACUUCCGCCUCUUCCGCCCGUGCACCGUAGCGCACUACGAGGCCGCCCUGGGCGCCUUCCACCACCCGCCCGUCCGCUGCCCCGUGCUGGUCUUCUUCUGCCACAACGACCCGCUGAGCGACGCCCGCACGAUGCAGCAGCUGCUGGGCGCCUGGCGGGCGCUGGGCAUCCGCGUCCAGGUGCAGGAGUGGCCGGUCUCUCGCCAUGCGCAGCACCUGCGCCUCUACCCCCAGGAAUACGCACGGGCCCUGGGCGCUUUCCUGCAGCAGCUGCGCCUCCUGCCCGCCUCCGGACUCCAGGCGAAACUUUAGCGCGGGAGAAGGAAGAGGGGGAGCCACGAACCAGCCGAGGAGGAAGACAUCGCCGCUGCCACCCCCGCGGCGGGCACGGAGGCGAAAGGCCCGUUCGCCAGAGCCACUCCAGGAGGCUGCAACCGGGAGGGGGGCUGGAGUUGGGGGUCACA